This is a messenger RNA of Bathycoccus prasinos, 3489 nucleotides long. RefSeq lists its product with no specific name. Bases 1 to 3489 code for a protein of 1162 amino acids. NCBI's taxonomy places the organism in Eukaryota, Viridiplantae, Chlorophyta, Mamiellophyceae, Mamiellales, Bathycoccaceae. The record is from RefSeq and is a predicted model, not a curated record. The transcript has a single exon.
AUGGAUGUCGAGGGAUACUCUGCGGAAGAAUUUGACGAGGAAAAGCAGCAUGCAUUUAUAGAAGCAAUUGCGGACAUGCUCGGUGUGCUUCCGUCACAAGUUACUAUCGAUAGUAUCACAGACACCACCUCCUCGAAGAAAGGGCGGCGUCGAAGGAAUUCUCGACGUUCGCUUUUGUCCGGUUCGCUUCACGUGCAAUUUAGCAUCGCAGUCCUUUACGUCGAGGAAGUGCAAAACAUCGAAGACACGAUUAUUCAAUCAGAAUCUUCGGCAGUCGUUCAAGUGUUCCAAGCAAACGGUCUUUUAGAGGUUUCAUCCGUCGUACCGCCAACAUCAGUGACAAAAUAUUAUCCCCCACCACCUCCGCCGUUACCUCCACCAUUGCCUCCAUCGCCGCCUCCAUCACCAACGCCUCCACCUUCUCCACCUCCUCCUUCGCCGCCUCCUUCGCCGCCUCCUUCCCCACAACCGCCACUACCAUCUAGUCCACCGCCUUGGCCACCAAAUCCGGCAUCGCCGCCAAAUCCGCCGCCGAAUCCGCCACCGCUUAUUCCCUCGUCGCCUCCACCGCUCGUAGAACCAUCAUCGCCUCCACCGCAACCUCCACCACAGCCGCCUUUGAUCGAUUUUUCGGAAACUUUAGCCCCGAAUCCAUCGCCGAUUUCGACGGAUACUUCUGGAAAUCUCGCACUAGACGAAGUUUACGACACUUCUAUCACAGAUGACUACGAAGAUCCGUUUGAUAAGGUUUUCGUGGCAUCUAGUAGAACCGCUCUGCCGGAUUCGCUCUUUUCCAUGCCGCGGUAUAAUCCAAGAUCUGGUUUGGAAUACCAAGGUCAGUUUCAAAACCCGGCCGCGGAUCCAGAUUAUAUGGGCAUGUUACUCGGACAAGCACUACCAGGUAUCAUGAUUGCAUUAUUUACAUUUUUCUGCUCUCUUUUGGGAUUAUUUAUAGUCCUUGGUACAGUAUUUGCAUACACGAGGAGACAACUUAGACAAAUGCAGCGGAGCAAGUCUAUAAUCCCGAGAGCGUGGUCGAUAAUUAUCAGACCGAAACCGUUCACUGUCAAACAACUCAAGAGAAUGAAGAAAGUAAUAAUAACGUUGUCGCUCGUGGUGUUUGUCGGUUGUAUCGCCGUAUUGACGACAGGAAUGCGAGUGAAAAACUCCAUGAUUAAAUUCGGCGACGUGAUGCUUAAAUCCGUGGUUGAAGUUGAGGAAUCGACUUUGAAAAUAGAAGAGGUUCUUUCGCGCGAAAAUGUGCUCGAGAAUGUAACAAUUUUUGUCACAAAACUUAACGAAGACAUCGCGACCAUUAAAGACUCGUAUAGCAGUGUCAGAUCUGGAUUGACGUCGAGUUCUACAGGUAUACAGUUCUCGCUAAUCACACUGAGCGUGUUCAUAAGUUUGCUCGCAUUUUUAGCGGCAUUUUUCGUAUACAUCGAUCAAUGGAAGCUCGUCAUCGUCUUGAAUAUAGUGAUAUCUAUUUUUACGUGUUUUGCUUGGUUGUUAUGGUCUGGCAUCACGAUGAUGGGUACGAUGACGAAUGAUAUGUGUUAUUCAAUGCAAGUAUUCAUCGAACCUGGAGGGGAGGGUUACGUAGAUUUGAUGGAUAUAUUGCCAUGUAUAUCUGCGCCAAUUGCGGUGAGUUCAAUUGGUAUCCUGAGGGCAACAAUUGCGGAUAGGGCAUACCAAAUAAACCGUCGCAUAGUAAAGAACGAUCCAUUGAUGGGCCUACCAUUGGUUUGCCACGAAUAUGUCGAGGUGAGCGCUGAAUUAACGUGCGAUCCUGCAGGGAGGUAUGCCGAAACGAAUUACGCAAAAACGGUCUGUUCGGCUUAUAUGAACGGCGUUCUGGAUGAUGAGUUGAACGUUGGCGAGAUGACAUUUUGGCCGAGCGUGAAAGGUGUCGGCGGGAGCUGUGGUUACGGUAACACAUCAUGGAGCGCGUUUGGUUCGCGCGGUCAUACAGUUUCUGCGGUCAAUUUUGAAGCUGCGUACACGGUGUGCGAAAAUAAAGAAGGCUGCGAGAAUUCGUUGCCGUCGAAGAUGCCUCGGGUUCCGUAUACGGAAUCUGUAGACUUGUCCUCUUCCGUCGCUGCGCUCGUGGAUAUCGUUCCUGACACACAAAAGCUUCUCACGUGCCAGUAUGUCAAAGAAGCAUUUGAGAGUGCGGUGCCUUUGUGCGACGAAACUAUAUCGAACUUGACGUAUCUGUGGCGGGGUAACUCGAUCGUCGCUACUGCGUUAUUCGGGUUAUGGAUUGCACUCUUGCUCGCCGUGCAACGUCUAUCGAACAAACACUUACUCGUGAAAAAUAUGAUGGGAGCGAUGAAAUCCUUCAAAGCCAUGAAGGCAGGAGGAAAAGGAUCUUUUCUAGGCGGGAAAGUAGAAAUACCCCCGUUUGUUCAGCGGAUGAAGGCAACUUUUUGGACGACGGGGAAAGAAUUGAGAGGAAGUCCUAGUUUCAAACCGAACGCAACGACGAGAAUAUCAAAAAGAUUCAAAAAGCACGUUCAAGCGAUUGGAGAAUUGCGAGUGAAGAUUAAAACUCUUCAGAUGAGCAAGUUAAGACGCUUAAUUGCGAACAUGACACCGCGUUGUCGAGAAGAAUUGAAGAAACAAAAGCUGAAAGAGAUCAACGCAAUUUGGAAACAAAACGCCAAACGCUUAAGCUCGUUAAGAAAAGAAGAGAUGAGUUUAUCUUUUCGACGUGAAGAAAGUAUAAAAAGAAAAGAAGAAGAUGAUGAACGAAUACGAAGAGCCGAAGAGGCUGCUAAUAACGCCGAACGUUCGAUCACGUUUCAGAACGGCGGUGAGGAUAGUUCAGAAGACGAUGACAACGAUGAUAUUUACAACUCUCCGGAAACGUUGGCUACGUUUCAGACCAACGAUGACGCUGCUGACGACGACAUCUACAACCAGGCGUAUCUAGGAGCACCGUUCUCUCAAUCUCCUCAGAACGAGGUUGAACGAAUGCUUUUCGCGCUCGACCGCGCAAAAUUAGAGGCGCAAAAGAAAGAGACGGCGACACAAGUAGCCAUAUCAACCAUGAUGGAACAACUUGGCACAGCGCGAGCGACAGUUGCGAAAAAAAACACAGAACUAACAUCAUCACCAAUCGAAAGUAUGCUCGAAACGAUCGAAAAGGCUCGAAAUAACGCCGCCAAAAAACUUUCGCCUGUCGCUCCUGCUCCUGCGGGGACAGUCGCUUUACCCAUGCCAUCUCCUCCUCUCACACCACCACCACCACCGGCGACGACGACGACGACGUCAACGUUUGCCGUAGGCGCUCUGCUUCAACAACUCGAACGAGCUCGAGCGCAAGUUACUUCGAAAGCGACCCCGCCUUCGCCGCCGCCGCCACCGCAAAACGUCACGGAGCGAAUGAUACAACAGUUAUCCGAAGUGCGAGAGCGUUUGUUGUUAGCCGUGAAGGAAGAUGAUGCCGUUUCUGCCGCCGACGAUAAAGACGACCAUUCAAGUUAG